AUGUUUUGGUAUUCGUAUUCAAAAUAUGAUUAUUUAUCAGAUGAAAACUCAGAAUAUAAUAGCGAUUCUGAGGACGAUUUGCCAAAUCUAACAAGAGAUAAGCAACGAGUCUUGCAAAAAUAUAAAUAUCUUAACCGCUCUGAUUGCCCUAGAAAAGAAUACUUUUAUGUCUCAGAAAAUAUUCAAUCUGAAGGAUGGGUUAUCUGGCAAGAGUUUUCUCAUAGCUAUAGAUAUUUUGAUAACUUAUCCGAGUUUAAAAUAUGGCAUGAAUUGAUACCUGAAAACCAGCGUACAUUUCAUGAGGUUAUUCGAAUAGAACAGCCACAAAAAAUUAAGAUUGAUAUAGAUGGUGAAUUAGAAAAAUUUGCAUUAUAUCCUGAUCCUUUAGAUAGAAUAGAAAAGGCUUUAGGACAAAAAUCAUUUGAUGGUUAUAUUGCUAAUACACAUCUUCAUAUAUGGCAAAAAUCUACAGAUAUAAUGUGUAAAAAAGAUGAAAUUAGUUUGUAUAUCAAGAAUGCUUUCCGAAUUGCUAUAAAAGAGAUAAGUGGAUUGAAUCUCUCAAAGAAUGAUAUUAUUAUAGCUGAUUUCUUAAAUGAAAUGAAAUGGAAUAAACACUUGAUAUUACCUAGGUAUUUCGUUCGUGAAGAAGAUAAAAAGCUAAAAAAUGAGUCUGUUUCACAUGAGGAGAGUGAUAUUGCAAUAAAAAUAGUAGAAAAACAAUUUCCUUUUCUGUCUUAUCAAAAUUCUAAUAAUGGCUUCGAUAUUUUUGAUAGAAUUCGGCCUACAACAUGUUCAAUCUGUGAAAAAGAGCAUAUGAGAGAAGGCAAAAAAAGGGAAUCUGGUAUUGAGGUUAAUAGAGCAGAUCAUAAUAAGAAAAAAGUUAUUCUUCGUUUAGAUAGAUUAAGAGCUUGGCUUCAGCAUAGAUCACAGUCUCAUUCACAAAAUAACUUUACUGCUAUUGGAAAGAAUAUCGAAAUAUAUAAUGCUAAAACAAUGUAUAGCUAUAAUUUACAAGCUAAACUUACGAGUGGUAACCGGUACUUGAUGCUUAUUAAAGGACAUUGUGGUGUUGGCAAAUCAAAUAAGACAGCAAAAGAAAUAAGAACACUUUGUUAUUCUGAUAGAUCUUCUGUUUCAACUCUCGUCAUAUCUGGUUGGCAUUCUCUUGCUCAUGGGCAAAAAGUUCUUUUCGAAGGAUUUAAGUCUUACCUUGAGCUAGAUGCAAAAAAACUUAAUUCUAAAGAUACUCCUAAACUUAUUAUCAGUCCAGAAAGCAUUCACAAACUUGGAGCAACUGGCUAUGAUAUGAUUAUACUGGAUGAGUUUGAAACAAUCACUCAAAAUUUUAGUGGACUUACUAUAAAAAAACCAAAACUAAGUCAUGAUGUAUAUAAAUUCUUGCUUCAAUCUGCAUUAUUAAUAUUGGCUUUAGAUGCUACAUUAGAUUCAGACUCGCUUGUAUAUUUACAAAACAUUUCGAAAAUAGAUGCCAAAAAUUCAACUGUGAUAUGGAACUAG
Molecule: messenger RNA, 1518 nt
Organism: Racocetra persica
Lineage: Eukaryota; Fungi; Glomeromycota; Glomeromycetes; Diversisporales; Gigasporaceae
Source: the annotation of a GenBank genome assembly